Camelina sativa (false flax) is the source of this 1910-nucleotide messenger RNA. NCBI's taxonomy places the organism in Eukaryota, Viridiplantae, Streptophyta, Magnoliopsida, Brassicales, Brassicaceae. The record is from RefSeq and is a predicted model, not a curated record.
AACAUCAUGGAGGGUUCAAGUCAAAGUCAUCCAUUCAUGGCGUCUAAACAUCGAAAAUGGUGAAACACUUGAGUUGGUUUUGUCAGAUUCGAUGAGUAAAAAGAUUCAUGCAUCAGUCAAGAAUUCAUUGGUAAACAAACAUGUGAAUAGGCUUACUAUUGGUAACUGGGUUUUCAUUGAGACAUUUGCUCUUAGCUAUGCAACUGGUCAAUUCAGACCAACCACGCAUCUUUACAAGAUGUCAUUUACCAAUGGAACUAUGGUAAUGGACAGUGACCCUGUUUCUGAUGCUAGCUUCCUUACCUUAACUAAGUUCAAAUCCAUCCACAGUGGUCAAGCUAAUCCCCACAUAUUUGUUGGUAAGUAUGUACUUAAAAUAGUUUCAAUAUACACUCAAUAUAUAUAUUUAAAGGUUCCAUUUUGCAGAGGUUAUUGGUCAAAUUGUGAGUUUGGGUGAAUUGGAGGACCUCGAAGCCAAUAACAAGCCUACCAAAAAACUCAAUUUUGAGCUACGGGACGAAACAGAUGACAGAAUGUCAUGUACCUUGUGGGGUUCAUUGGCCGGGCACGUAUUUACAUACGUGUCAAGACUCUGAUGGAAGCAUCAUCACCUGUGUCCUCAGAUUUGUGAAGAUAAAAUCCUUCAAGGGUGUAAACUAUUUGACUAAUUCGUUUGAUGCAUCUCAAGUCCAUGUGAACCCACUAUUCAAUGAAGUUGAUGUUUUCAGACAAGUGCUCCCCGAUGAUGGGCUCUCUCUCAUAUGUCGUCAGAGACAACCAAGGUGGGGGAUGGUUGCUGUUCAAGCUGAUAAUGCAGAAGAUUUUCCUAGGAGAACUAUUGAAGAGUUGAAGAAUUCUGUUGAGAUUGGAAAGGCAAGGAUUCAUGUCACUGUCUACGCCAUUGACACAGACUGGGCUUGGUACUAUAUUAGUUGUCGUUCUUGCAAUAAGAAAGUCGAGAAAGUAAACGAUGGGGAUAAUGGGUUGAAUAACAAAAGGUCAAAACCAAGGUUUUGGUGUUACAAUUGCAAUACUGUCGUCACUAAUGUUGUAUCACGGUUCAUGCUCUAUGCUAAUGUCAUGGACUCUACUGGUGAGACAAAAUUACUGUUGUUUGAUUCUAUUUGCUCUGAGAUCAUUGGGCAGUCUGCCCCAUCAGUUCUUGGUGGCUCAGUUGAUGAGAUUAUAGAUCCAGAAAAUUUGCCUGAUCCAGUGAAAAGUCUUAUUGGAAAGACUUAUCUCUUUCUGGUAAAUGUCGAGAAAGCUCACAUAUUUGAUGGUAAAGACAACUACAAGGUCUCCAAAGUCCUCUUGAAAGAUGGGUUACUCGACGAACAACUGUUGGAAAAUUCAUCUGACACACUAAAUGCAACACCUACUGUAACUGGUGACCAAGGACCUCUCAUGUUAGAAUGUAGCCCGCAAGUGACCGACUCUACUACUCCAUCCUCCAAGCGUAUUUACCCUGCUAACAGCGGGACUUCUAAUCAAAACUCAACUUCUAAAAAGUUGUGUAUUGAACCAGUAGAUUUAGAAAAGUCUAAUCCGGAAUUUCGAGCUGAAAGAGUUCAUGAAAAAACUCAAGGAUCAAACAACAAGGAUGGGGUUGGAAAACAGAUGGGUGUCUACGAUGGCAGUGUUGUGACCAAAUCUAUGGAUGAGGGAAAAGAAAAGCCGGUCGGAGUUAAGAUCAAGGUUGAAAAGAAGGAAUGAUUUGUGUCUUGUGUUUUCAGUUUUUCUUUUGUUUUCAAACUAUUUCAAUUUCAGUUUUGCUUUUGUUUUCUCAUGUUACAACUUCCACAGUUUGUCUCUUCUUGCUUUCGUGAUAUUGUUUCAAGAAAAUAAUUGCUGUUUUCCAGCUAUCUUCUCAAACUUUUGAGUUGCUAUUAUAAAUUUUUUAUUUCUAUCUC